Molecule: messenger RNA, 2040 nt
Organism: [Candida] anglica
Lineage: Eukaryota; Fungi; Ascomycota; Pichiomycetes; Serinales; Debaryomycetaceae
Source: the annotation of a GenBank genome assembly
AUGGAAGAUUCUAAUGGGUUAAAUCUAGCGAUUUUUUCUUCUGAUGAAGAAGACAUUGUUGAAAUGAAUAAGAAGACCAAGUUAUCCAUUGAACAACUGACUAUAAGUAUGACACCAUUAUCACCUAAUCGUAAAGUACCAAGGAUUCUGCUGAAGAUACUGCCAUUGAAAUUUCAACAAGAGAUGGAGUCAGAUACAUUAACCAAGUCUCCCAAAAGAUUUACUAGAAUUGUUGAAAAUAUGAAGGAAAUUCCUCGAUCUAGAUCAAGUAGUCCUACCCCGAGAAAGAAUGAAAAAGGAAGAGCAAGGAAAAGAAUAAUAUCUAACGACGAUUCACUGGUAAUAACCAUUCAAAAAUCCAUAGAUCAAACUUUUUCUCCAUCAAACAAUAAAUCAACUAAUAAGGUAUCACCUCAUAAAACAACCCCUAGAGAAAAGGAUGCAUGGAAAGAUUUAUUUACAAGUUUAGGAGAAGGAACUUUACCAACAAAGAAAUUGGAUCUAAUAUCUAAAUUGAAUCAUGAUUUAGAAGAAAUUAUAGAUACAGAAACAAAGGAUUCAGAUGAAAAGUUGUAUGAUACACCAUUGGCAGUAUCAAUUGAUUUCUCUCAUUUAUAUCUGCCAGAAAUGGCCAGUAGAGAAACCCUGGUUGAUACUCUAAACACAGAGAUAUCCAAUGAAUUAUCACCAACUAAACGUAAACGACCAAAUAAAUUUAAAACUUAUGGCGAUCAAAGAAGUUAUCUAGAAGAUAGAGAUGAUGACAAUCGAUUGAUAUAUGAGGAAACUUUUGUUGAAUCAAAUACAAAAGAUGUACAUGAUUUGAAAGCAUUAGGGAAAUUAAAUCGAAUUAAUGAUGAUUUAGAAUAUUUUCUUGAAGGGUUAAAAAUUUUAAAGGUUACUCCAAUUGAGAAAAACCAAUCAUUGAUCAAUUGUCUUGUAGAUCUAGCCAUUGAUGUGAUUCAAGGAUCAAAGGAACUUAUAUGGAGAUUUGAACUGAAGAAUGUUGAAAUAGUUUUAGAUCGAGUUUGUAAAAUAUGGACAAGAUUGGAAAGGUUAAAAUCUGACGAUGGUAAUGGGAAAAAUUUAAUUGAAUCACUUAUAAUUGUUGUUGCACAUUCUUUACAGACUGCGGAGCAACACGAGAUACCCUCACAAUUGAUUUCCAAAAUUAGCAAUCGAAUAGAUCAACCUUUGUUUUUGAAUUAUCAAAAUGUUUCUUUACUGGAUAUAUCGAAACAAAAUCUCAAACGGUUAAAAGAAAUGUUGAAAGGUGAAUUAAUUGAGAAGAACAAGAUGGGGUUAGAUUUGGUUUGUAGUAGAGAUAAGACCAAUGAAGAUAUCUAUAUGAUUUCUAAACAAAUUGUUCUUACAAGCAUUUGUAAGUAUGUGACGAAAUUUGAAAAUAAUAUUGAUGGAAUUGAACAAUUAUCAAAGUUAUUGAGUGGUUCGUCCAUGGAGAGAAUAAUUGAGAACUUGAUUGAGAACAAUGAUGUUAAUAAUGAGGAAGAAGAAGAAGAAAUGGUGAAAGAUAUAUUAGUACGAAUCUGUCAACCAACCAAAGGAGUCAAUUACUUGAAUAUCUUACAAUAUCUAGUUAUAAUAUCGACUUUGAUAGGUAGAAUUGAAGCAGAUAUGGAUGAGGAAUUUAUCAACAAAAUAAUGAAUCAGCCAGUAUUAUCUAACGUCUUAGAGUUAAAUAUGGAUAACUGUACAGAUUCAUGGAAAAAUCUUAUAUUAUUGGGUCUUGGUUAUGAAUUAAAUGUGGUGGAAUUUAAUCAUAAAUUUAUAGAUAUUGGAAGUUUUGAAGCUCUUUAUUCACAACUACCAAUAUCUACACAGGAUAUAGAUAUCCAUUUAAAGGGAUACUAUGCAUUAAUAGUGGCAAUAAUGUUAGAGAAGGGAUUAAAGAUUAAUUUAGAGAAGAGUAGACUAAAAGAAAUGUUGGAGAUGUUCCUGAAUAAAGCAAAUGAAAUUGGUACCAAUGAAAUUCAAUCAAAAAUCAUCAAGGUAAAACCUCAUCUAGAAGAGAAGAUAUAG